GCGGCUUUUGAUCUGGUUUGUCGUCGAUAUGGCGAGGAUGUCUUGUGACUUGAGAUUCCUUCUCAUCCCGGCGGCUUUCAUGUUCAUCUACAUCCAGAUGAGGCUUUUCCAGACGCAAUCACAGUAUGCAGAUCGCCUCGGUUCCGCUAUCGAAUCUGAGAACCAUUGCACUAGUCAAAUGCGUGGCCUCAUAGAUGAAGUUAGCAUCAAACAGUCACAGAUUGUUGCUCUCCAAGAUAUGAAGAACCGCCAGGACCAAGAACUUGUGCAGCUUAAGGAUCUUAUCCACACGUUUGAAAAAAAAGGAAUAGCAAAACUCAUUGAAGCUGGACAGAUGCCUGUGGCUGCUGUUGUGAUUAUGGCCUGCAGUCGUGCAGACUAUCUUGCAAGGACAGUUAAAUCAGUUUUAACAUAUCAAAGUCCCGUUGCUUCAAAAUAUCCUCUAUUUAUAUCUCAGGAUGGAUCUAAUCAAGCCGUCAAGAGCAAGGCAUUGAGCUAUAAUCAACUAACAUAUAUGCAGCACUUGGAUUUUGAACCAGUGAUCACUGAAAGGCCUGGCGAACUGAUUGCGUACUACAAGAUUGCACGUCACUACAAGUGGGCACUGGACCAGUUGUUCUACAAACACAAAUUUAGCCGAGUGAUUAUACUAGAAGAUGAUAUGGAAAUUGCUCCAGACUUCUUUGAUUACUUUGAGGCUGCAGCUAAUCUCAUGGAUAGGGAUAAAACCAUUAUGGCAGCUUCAUCAUGGAAUGAUAAUGGGCAGAAGCAGUUUGUACAUGAUCCCUAUGCACUCUACCGAUCAGAUUUUUUUCCUGGCCUUGGGUGGAUGCUGAAGAGAUCGACUUGGGAUGAGUUAUCACCAAAGUGGCCAAAGGCAUAUCCUUAUACAUAUGCACUAAAGGAAAACCAUAAAGGCCGCCAAUUUAUUCGACCUGAAGUCUGCAGAACAUACAAUUUUGGUGAACAUGGGUCUAGUUUGGGACAGUUUUUCAGUCAGUAUCUGGAACCUAUAAAGCUAAACGAUGUGAAGGUUGAUUGGAAAGCAAAGGACCUGGGGUACCUGACAGAGGGAAACUAUACCAAGUACUUUUCUGGCUUAGUGAGACAAGCACGACCAAUUCAAGGUGCUGACCUUGUCUUAAAGGUUCAAAACAUAAAGAGUGAUGUUCGUAUCUGGUAUAAAGACCAAGCAGAGUUUGAACGCAUUGCAGGGGAAUUUGGUAUAUUUGAAGAAUGGAAGGAUGGUGUGCCUCGAACAGCAUAUAAAGGAGUAGUGGUGUUUCGAAUCCAGACAACAAGACGUGUAUUCCUGGUUGGGCCAGAUUCUGUAAUGCAGCUUGGAAUUCGAAAUUCCUGAUGCAAAACAUAUGAAAGCAAAAGAAGAUUUUCGAGCGCAUGCAGCCUCCUUCUAGCAGCUGUUAGGUUGUAUUAUUACUUACGGAUGAGUUUGUAGAGGGGUGGGGUUAACUUUAACAGAAAGGAAGCUCUGGUGACCUGUCUCAUUGGCUCAGAAGUUAUGGGAACCCCUUAAAGGGUCAGGCUUAAAUAUAUAUUUCAGUCGUUU
Molecule: messenger RNA, 1567 nt
Organism: Arabidopsis arenosa
Lineage: Eukaryota; Viridiplantae; Streptophyta; Magnoliopsida; Brassicales; Brassicaceae
Source: the annotation of a GenBank genome assembly